UUUUCCCUUUCUCUUUCCCUUUUUUCCCUUUCCCCUUCCCUUUCUUCCCCUUCCUCUUCCACUUCUCCCCUGGGGGAUCGGCAGCAUCGGCGGUGGGGAGGGAAGGAAGAAAGGAUGAAGAGGCAGGGGGCCCUUGGACCCCAUGGCUUCCCCGGACUGUGGCUGGCUCUCAUCUCCUGCACCGCCCUAACGACGAGAGCGUCCGCGCCGAUAUGUGACGUGCUCACAGCCCUGCGCCUGGAGGAGGAGAUCUGUCAACGGAAGCUCAACGGCUCCCAGGAGGGUCAGUCCUUGCAAGGGGGCUGCGCUGGACACUGGGAGCAAGCCAGCUGUUGGCCCCAUGCCGCACUGGGUCAGACCGUGGAACUCGUCUGCCCAAGAUUCUUCCAGCUCCUGACGGGGAAGAACGGCUCGGUGUUCAGAACCUGCACCCCGAACGGUUGGACCAGGAUCUUCCCCAGGGUUGACGUGGCGUGCGGCUACGACGACGUGAACGACACCACCAACGAGGAGCGGCGGGCGUUCUACCAGAAGCUGAGGGUCGUCUACACGACCGGCUAUGCCACCUCGCUCGUCUCCCUGGCUGUGGCCCUCGGCAUCCUCGGGACCUUCCGGAGGCUCCACUGCCCGAGGAAUUACAUCCACAUGCACCUGUUCUCCUCGUUCAUCCUCCGCGCCCUGUCCAACUUCGUCCGGGACGCCAUGCUCUUCUCCGACAACGACCCGGCCCACUGCGACGCCGGCCGGGUCGGCUGUAAAGUGGUGAUGGUCUUCUUCCAGUACUGCAUCAUGGUCAACUUCAGCUGGCUGCUGGGGGAGGGUCUUUACCUGCACACCCUCCUCACGGCCCCCUUCUUCUCUCAGAGGGCCUUUCUGCACUGGCUCAUCAUCCUGGGCUGGGGAGCGCCGGCGGCGUUCGUCACCGCCUGGGCCUUGGCCAGACACUUCUGGGAAAACGUAGGGUGCUGGUUCAUUAACUCGGAGACGGGCAUUUGGUGGAUCAUCCGGGGCCCCAUCAUCCUCUCCAUCCUGGUGAAUUUCGUCCUCUUUGUGAACACGCUCCGCAUCCUCACCAAGAAACUCCAGACCCCAGAGACGUGCAGGAGGGAUGCCGCCCAGUAUAGGCGCCUGGCGAAAUCCAGCCUCCUGCUCAUGCCCCUCUUCGGGGUCCUCUACGUCAUCUUCGCCUUCUCCCCCGAGCAGUCCGACAGUCUCACCCUGGAGAUACAGUUCUCCCUGGAGCUGGCCGCGGGGUCCUUCCAGGGGUUCCUGGUGGCCGUGCUUUACUGCUUCCUCAAUGGAGAGGUGCAGCUGGAGAUGGGGCGCUGGUGGUCUCAGCGGGUCCCGGCCCGGCGCGUGCGGCCGCCCCAGCCCCUCGGCUCGUCGCUCGCCACCGACACCGGCUCCUUCGCCCUCGCCCACGGCCCCCCGGGGCCGAGACCCUCGAAGACGGGGCCCCGGAGGCCGGGACCCUGGAGGCCGGGACCCUGGAGGCCGGGAGGCCGGCUUGGCAGAAGCGUGCACGGCAUCAUCUGA
Messenger RNA from Ornithorhynchus anatinus (platypus), 1536 nucleotides. It is a transcript of the gene SCTR, whose product is annotated as secretin receptor. NCBI's taxonomy places the organism in Eukaryota, Metazoa, Chordata, Mammalia, Monotremata, Ornithorhynchidae. The coding region runs from base 115 to 1536 and encodes 473 amino acids. Gene Ontology annotation, molecular function: secretin receptor activity; peptide hormone binding; G protein-coupled peptide receptor activity. The transcript has 13 exons. Gene Ontology annotation, cellular component: plasma membrane. The record is from RefSeq and is a predicted model, not a curated record. Gene Ontology annotation, biological process: adenylate cyclase-modulating G protein-coupled receptor signaling pathway; cell surface receptor signaling pathway; brain development.